Molecule: messenger RNA, 1908 nt
Organism: Balaenoptera musculus (blue whale)
Lineage: Eukaryota; Metazoa; Chordata; Mammalia; Artiodactyla; Balaenopteridae
Gene: SYT10
Product: synaptotagmin 10
Exons: 7
Coding region: 337-1908 (523 amino acids)
Biological process (GO): calcium-ion regulated exocytosis; cellular response to calcium ion; regulation of calcium ion-dependent exocytosis
Cellular component (GO): membrane
Molecular function (GO): syntaxin binding; calcium ion binding; clathrin binding
Source: RefSeq, a predicted model, not a curated record
UUUUACGUCUCCCACCCCCUCCCCUCCGCACUCCAUGCCGGGUCUCUCUCCAGCUCGCUUGGGCUCGUUCGCGCCGCGUGAGAGUUGGCAAAAACCUCGCAGCCGCCGCUGCCGCCUCUGCCUCGCCCCGGUUACCGCCCCAGCCUCUCCGCCUUCUCCCGAGCCCUCCGCUCCCGCCAUGGGGCCAACUUGGGGCUCCUAAAUUGCCGCCUUUUAGCUGCGCGCUCUCCGGCCAAAGUCCUCGAGGGCCGGUUAUGGUUUAGGGCGCUAGAGGGGCCAGCACAGAGGUAACGGGAAGGGGAAAGGACGGCUAACUGGGGGAAACAAGGCCAAACGAUGAGUUUCCAAAAGGAGGACGGAGUGAGCAGCCUGUGCCAGAAGGCGCUGCACAUCGUCACCGAGCUGUGCUUCGCGGGCCAGGUCGAGUGGGAGAAAUGCUCGAGCAUCUUCCCCCCGGACAGGGGCAGCCAGGGCGGAAGUAGCGCAGAUAUUUCAGUCAGCCUGUUAGCAGUUGUUGUCAGCUUUUGUGGCCUGGCCUUGUUGGUUGUUUCACUUUUUGUCUUCUGGAAGUUGUGCUGGCCUUGCUGGAAGAGCAAACCCGUGACUUCCAAUGUCAGUACCCUUCCACAGAGCAUGUCAAGUGCUCCCACUGAAGUUUUUGAGACUGAAGAGAAAAAAGAGGUCAAAGAAAAUGGAGAACCAGCACUGAAAGCUAUUGAGCCUGCAAUAAAAAUCAGCCACACUUCCCCUGAUAUCCCAACAGAAGUCCAAACUGCUUUAACAGAACAUUUAAUUAAACAUGCACGUGUGCAAAGACAAACUACUGAGCCUACAUCUUCAUCCCGACACAAUUCCUUCAGAAGACACCUACCAAGGCAAAUGCAGGUUUCCAGUGUUGAUUUUGGCAUGGGCACAGAACCCAUUUUACAAAGAGGAGAAACAACAACCAGCAUUGGGAGAAUAAAACCAGAGCUCUACAAACAGAAAUCAGUUGACUCUGAGGGCAACAAGAAAGAAGAUGUCAAAACCUGUGGGAAGCUUAACUUCACCCUCCAGUAUGAUUAUGAAAAUGAACUUCUAGUUGUUAAAAUUAUCAAAGCCUUAGAUCUCCCUGCUAAAGACUUCACAGGAACUUCUGACCCUUAUGUGAAGAUGUAUCUUCUUCCAGAUAGGAAAAAGAAAUUUCAGACCCGUGUGCACAGAAAAACUUUAAAUCCUGUGUUUGAUGAAACUUUUCAGUUUCCUGUAGCAUAUGAUCAACUAAGCAACCGAAAACUACAUUUCGGUGUGUAUGAUUUUGACAGAUUUUCUAGACAUGACAUGAUUGGGGAAGUGAUUUUUGAUAAUUUGUUUGAAGCCUCUGAUCUCUCCAGGGAAGCCACAGUAUGGAAAGAUAUUCAUUGUGCUACCACAGAAAGUAUAGACCUGGGUGAAAUCAUGUUUUCCCUUUGUUAUUUGCCAACUGCUGGACGUGUGACAUUGACAGUCAUCAAGUGCAGAAAUCUGAAAGCUAUGGAUAUCACCGGCUCAUCAGAUCCUUAUGUCAAAGUGUCUCUGAUGUGUGAGGGUCGAAGAUUAAAAAAGAGGAAAACGACUACAAAGAAAAACACUCUAAACCCUGUGUACAAUGAGGCCAUUAUUUUUGAUAUCCCUCCGGAGAAUGUGGACCAGGUCAGCCUCUCCAUUGCAGUCAUGGAUUAUGACAGGGUAGGACACAAUGAAGUCAUAGGAGUGUGUAGAACAGGACUGGACGCUGAGGGUCUUGGGCGAGACCACUGGAAUGAAAUGCUGGCCUAUCACCGAAAACCAAUAACACAUUGGCACCCCUUGCUGGAGUUACCUGGCCGGGCAACCAGUUUUGACAGUCAAGGAUCCUGUCCAUCUCCCAAACCACCUUCCACACCAUAA